Molecule: messenger RNA, 2848 nt
Organism: Astyanax mexicanus (Mexican tetra)
Lineage: Eukaryota; Metazoa; Chordata; Actinopteri; Characiformes; Acestrorhamphidae
Gene: cpped1
Product: calcineurin-like phosphoesterase domain containing 1
Exons: 4
Coding region: 102-1031 (309 amino acids)
Molecular function (GO): hydrolase activity
Source: RefSeq, a predicted model, not a curated record
AGAAGCAGCUGCGCGCUCAGUGCCACAACUUGGGUCCGGAUUUUGACACUGUUCUGUUCAGUUCAGUGGGCUGUUUCUGCGGUGUGUGCUGGUAGUUACUGAUGGCAGGAGACGAGGACAUCUUUCUAAGAGCACAACAACGGACCUAUAAGGGUUUGACUGAAGAUAAGGAGAAAGAAUGGAAGGGGCCAUUCUGCUUCAUCCAGGCAGCGGACCCUCAGCUGGGCCUGAUGAAGGCUUGGAGGGUGGGGGAUUGUGAUAAUGGAGGAGAUGAAUGGUCAGAGGAGGUCCAGCUCACCAAGCAGGCUGUCCAGGCCAUCAAUAAACUGCAGCCGCGGCCCCGCUUCAUUGCUCUUUGUGGGGAUUUGGUCCACGCAAUGCCGGGUUGCACUUUCAGGGAAGAGCAGGAGCGAGACCUGAAGGAUGCUCUGCGGGACACUGAUCCAGAUAUCCCCCUGGUUUUUGUCAGUGGCAACCACGACCUUGGCAACGCGCCCACUUCGGACACGGUGGAGCAGUACUGCCGUUGCUGGGGGGACGAUUACUUCAGUUUCUGGGUGGGCGGGGUGCUGUUCCUGGUGCUGAACUCCCAGCUCUUCUUCGACGCGUCCGGCUGCCCUCAGCUGGAGCAGGCUCAUGAGGACUGGCUGGAGCAGCAGCUGCAGAGCGCAGCUCAGAGCUCGGCACGCCACGUCCUCAUCCUCCAGCACAUCCCCCUGUACCUGCAGACGCCCCACGAGGAGGACAAUUACUUUAACCUGCAGACAGCCAAGAGGGAGAGCCUGAUCCACAGAUUCCUCCAAGCAGGCGUUAAAGCCGUGUUCUCUGGACACUACCAUCGCAACGCCGGGGGCUGCCACGAUGGCUUGGACAUGGUGGUGACCUCAGCUAUUGGCUGCCAACUGGGUGAGGACACACACGGAGUCCGAGUGGUGGUGGUGACUGCUGAUGAGGUCAUUCAUCGUUACCAAAGUCUGGAGCAGUUAAACCAGAAAGGAAUGGAUGAAGAUCUUAAAAAACUCUUGGCUUAAACUUGAUACUUAUUUUUAUUGUGGGAAUCUAUGAAAUGAUGGCAAUUCGGUGGUUUAUAUAAUUACUAGGGUACGGAUGGGGAAUCAAAUAUUCUAGGUGUUUGUGGGCUUAAAAAAAAUUCCAAAAAGCUAUGCAUAUGUUAAAAAUGUUGUGUGUACAUAUACUUAAAAAAUAAGAAACAUUUUUUUAAUGGUUGCAUUUAUCGAGACAGAUUCAUAUAGCACACCACUAGAUUUACCAUAGCGUUAAGAGAAAACACUAUAGAGUCACAAUAACAGAUCUGGUCUUUCAUAAACAAUGAUUUUCCUAUUUUUUAUCCCAUUUAAUUGUGCCAUUAGCAAUCUAAAAACCUCUUUAAGAAUUAAAACCUGUAGCAGAUUCAUGUAAUAUGUGUUAUGUCCUGUAACUACUGAUUCACCUCAAUAUGUGGAUGCUUUUUUUUUUUUUUUUUCACUUUUUUGACCUAACACAGUGCAGAAUAAUAAUACACUCUUUUUCUCCAUUUAGGAGAAAAGUAAAAAUUUCACAUUGACAUUGCGCAAAACAUUAAACAUCUUGCAAUAUGACUAUUGUGCAUGCGCACAUCGCAAUAACAAUGCUGAAACAAAACUUUUUUCCAUUAAUUGUUUGUUGCUGUAUUUUACCAUUUAACUGUAUUUCUGCUCUUUUUAUUAUGAUCAGUAGCUCUGAUUCAGAGAAUUGCUAAAUGCUAGGUGAUAUAUACUAGUAAUUAUUAUAUAUUAAUGUGGAAUUUUUUUAUUGCUAUCACAGGGAUUUGCAUUCCAUAAACUGACACUUCAGUGUUAUAGCUUCAGGAAUUUUGAGCUAAAGCUGUCCUAAUGACCCUUAAUCCUUUAGCAUUAAACAAAAUUAGUUAAAUAAUAAGGUAGUUAUAUCUUUAACCAGUAACUAAUGACCAUAUAGAUCAAAGACACAGUGGUUCCACUCUCUUCCAUUCUAUAGAAAUGAAACCAAUGUCCACCAUGUUGCUGAAUUUGCAACCAGAUUCUGCAUAGAAAAAAGCCAGAGGUGGAGCCAGACUUCGACACUCAUUUGGGAGGCAUGCCAGGCAACCAGAUCAAGCGUCUCAGACUGCCUUCAUUGAGUUUACACUACAACCUAAAAGUUUUUUUUUGUUCUAAUUUUCAUCCCAUUUUCUCCCCAAUUAAUCAACCCACUCAUUAGGACUCCCCCCAUCACUAGUUAUGCCCCAACACCAGGAGGGUAAAGACUAGAACAUGCCUCCUCCGUUACAUGUGAAGUCAGACACCGCCUCUUUUCAAACUGCUGUUGAUACAUCAGCUCACAAACGCCUGAUCGACAUCACCCUUUGGAGUAAUGUGGGGAGAGCGCCAUCUACCCACCCAGAGAGCGCAAGGCCAAUUGUGCUCCCUCAGGGCUCCAGCAGACGAUGGCAAGCUGCAUGAGCGGGAUUCGAAUCAGCGAUCUCCUGAUCAUAGUGGCAGUGCUUAGCCAACUAGACCACUCAGAGCCUCCUAGCCUAAAGGAUGUUUUGAAAGGAAUUUUUUACUGUAUACCUAGUUUGUAAAGCGAGUGUAAUGUUUCACAUUAACUUUCAGUUUCAGUUAAUGUAUUAAUUAUUUUGAGUGAUUUAAAUCCCCUGAGUAUUAAGUAGGUGUUUGGGACCUUUGGGAUAAGUUGGAAUGGCAAUUUGUGAUUCAGAAAUAAUUAUUCAGGUCCUGAUCUGACCUCACUAAUGAUCAGGGCCAAUUGGCAAAGUGCACCGCUCUUAAUUACGGUCUUAAUUGUUUAUUCAUUUAUAUUGAUGUCAGUGUUUUUGUUUUUGUUUGUUAAA